CCCUCCCACCUGCCCGGGUCAGCAGCCACCUCUGGUGGCGAGUCCGGCCGCGCCGACCCCGCAACUCCCGGUCGCCCUCACCUGGGAAGGUCGGACCAGGGCCCGGGCGCUGUCCCCGCAAUGCUCCGCGGACUGGUUCGGGUUGCGGCCCAGCGGUACGGGGUCCGUUCGGCGCGGGGUUCUGGAAGCCGGGCCGGGGUCCCGGCGCACGGGGUGGACCUGCACAGCGACACGAUGACCAAGCCCGGGCCGGCCGUGAGGCGUGCCAUGGCCGAGGCGGUCGUAGGGGACGAUGACUACGGCGAGGACCCUAACGUCUGCGGGCUGCAGGAAAAGGCUGCUGAGCUGCUAGGGGUGGAGCAAACCUUGUUUGUGCCCACCAACACCACGGCCAACCUCAUCUCUGGUGAGCACAGGGUGCCUUUCGUUCGCCCUCCAGGUUCGCCCUCCAUGCUUCUCCCCUUUGUGCUGGGUGCCGUAGAGACGAACAUGGUGACGGUGAAGGUGGACGGGCUGCCGCCUGAGGAGCUGUGCGGGCACCUGCAGGCUGCGAGCGCUGGCGAGGUGGCCCCGGCCGGCCACGCGGUGCGCGUGCUGCUAUUUCCCUGGAAGAAGCAGUCAGUCCGUGCCAUGUGGCACCGUGACAUCUCGGCACAGGACACCGAGCUGACAUGCCAGAGCCCUGAGUGCGAGGAGACGGCCCGGGAGCCCGGUGGUUGCCGGUGGCCGCCAGUGCGCCCCGCCAGGCGGGAGAGACGGCGUCCGGCGUCCGCGAGUGGAAGGAGCUGCGAGCCACCAAAAGGCCUGGCUGGCGGGGAGGACAGCUGCCGCCUGAAGCUGCCCUGGGAGCUGGCAGCCCGAAUGGUGCGCCUCCUGGCCCAGAGCCACGGGGUCCGGGUCCACCUUGACAGGCCGGCUGAUGAACGCCGCAGCAGCUCUGCACCUCCUAUGCUGGCAGACGCUGGUCUGAGCCCCUUUAACCCCUCCCCAGAUGGGGCCACAGUGUCUGCCCUUCCCUGUCCCCUCAUGACUCCUCCCCCAGCCCCAAGGACAGAGACGCACACCCAGGGGCCAAGUGGGCAAGACUGCCUCCUCUUCCUCCCAGGGCCUGGUUGGGGGUCCCUGGUUGGGGGAACCAAGGACUUCAUCAAAGAAGCCUGGCGCCUCCGGAAAGCCCUGGGUGGGGGGACGCGCCAGGCGGUGGUGCUGGCCGCUGCUGCCCUGGUGGGACUUGCUGAAGCCGAGGAGGUGCUGUCGAGGGACCACAGGAACGCCCAGAGAUUCGCCAAAGGGCUCCAGGAACUGGCAUCCAUCUGCUCCGUGGAUCUCAGUGCCGUAGAGACGAACAUGGUGACGGUGAAGGUGGACGGGCUGCCGCCUGAGGAGCUGUGCGGGCACCUGCAGGCUGCGAGCGCUGGCGAGGUGGCCCCGGCCGGCCACGCGGUGCGCGUGCUGCUAUUUCCCUGGAAGAAGCAGUCAGUCCGUGCCAUGUGGCACCGUGACAUCUCGGCACAGGACACCGAGCUGGUACUGAAGAAACGGGAGUUUGUGCUGAGGAAGCUGGGGCCCUGAGCACGGGGUGAUGGAACCCUGUGCCCUGGCUGGGAUGGAGGCAGGCAGUGGAGGUGUCCCCAGGGAGGGGGCGAGAGGGGAGGCGGGAAAGCAGCACCCCCGUUACCUGCUUGUGUCUUGGACACUUAACCACCCACCUGUGUUCAUUCAGCAAACCCCGGGUGCCUCCUGUGUCAGGGACAGGGUGCCCAAGCAGGCACCACAGCCCAGGAGGCAGCCCGGGCGGGGCCUCUGCUCCCACGCACAGGACAGCACCGCCUUGAGCUGGGGCUGGAUGGCGGAGGCCCUACCUGCCACAGGGCGGGGCUAGGGCCGCAUGUUGUAGUCAUCUAACAUGUUUUUACCUUUUUAAAAAAAUAAAA
This is a messenger RNA of Hipposideros armiger (great roundleaf bat), 1934 nucleotides long. RefSeq names its product probable low-specificity L-threonine aldolase 2. Lineage: Eukaryota; Metazoa; Chordata; Mammalia; Chiroptera; Hipposideridae. The record is from RefSeq and is a predicted model, not a curated record. The transcript is spliced from 8 exons. Gene Ontology annotation, cellular component: cytosol. Gene Ontology annotation, biological process: glycine biosynthetic process; L-threonine catabolic process. Bases 121 to 1572 code for a protein of 483 amino acids. Gene Ontology annotation, molecular function: L-allo-threonine aldolase activity.